Papaver somniferum (opium poppy) is the source of this 489-nucleotide messenger RNA. RefSeq names its product fatty-acid-binding protein 1-like. Gene Ontology annotation, molecular function: intramolecular lyase activity. The transcript has 4 exons. The record is from RefSeq and is a predicted model, not a curated record. Bases 1 to 489 code for a protein of 162 amino acids. NCBI's taxonomy places the organism in Eukaryota, Viridiplantae, Streptophyta, Magnoliopsida, Ranunculales, Papaveraceae.
AUGGCGAGUACUGGAUCUACGAGCAAAGAGAGCGUUGCAGUUCAAAUUGAACCCAAGACAGGGAUCUCUUUUCCUGUCAAACUUGAUGAUGGAAUGGAAUUGGUUGCAGUUGGUUUGAGAAAGAAGUCCAUUCUUGGUCUUGGCGGUAUCAAGGUCUAUGGCUUUGGAAUAUUUGCAGAUAAUGAAAAGCUAAAAGAGGUUUUGAGGUUGAAGAUAGGAAGCAAAGCACCAUCUAAACCAACAAAAGAGAUGUAUGAAGCAGUGUUAGACAGUGAUGUAGGCAUGAUGGUCAGGGUAUUUGCCGAUGCAUCUGAUAACAUCAAGCUAACAUCUGGUUCAAUAAUUAACAUUGGCUUGAAGGAUGUGGUAGUGAGCAAGGUUGAGAGUGAGCUUCUCUGCAAGGCCUACUUUCAUAUGUACCUAGGAGACGAAGCAUUCGACGUGGAUGCCAAAGAAAGAUUUGGACACUCACUACUAUCUCUAUUCUGA